This is a messenger RNA of Phialemonium atrogriseum, 1957 nucleotides long. Its product is annotated as beta-lactamase/transpeptidase-like protein. Gene Ontology annotation, molecular function: glutaminase activity. Bases 148 to 1539 code for a protein of 463 amino acids. Gene Ontology annotation, biological process: L-glutamine catabolic process. NCBI's taxonomy places the organism in Eukaryota, Fungi, Ascomycota, Sordariomycetes, Cephalothecales, Cephalothecaceae. The record is from RefSeq and is a predicted model, not a curated record. The transcript has a single exon.
GGUAGAUCGAAACCUUGAAGAUUAAGCUGCUUUACUAGUCAAAUUUCGGCACUUCAGUUGACGUCAUACGUGGAGGACUCUUUGAUCGCCGAACCUGACAACCCUGCAGAUCAUUUAAUUAGGACACAAAUCCAGCAACCUUUGGCCAUGAAGUCCCCAAUCCCCGACUAUCUUAGGGUUGUGCUGGAGAAUGCGCGCCCGGUUGAAUCGGGCGAACCUGCCAGCUAUAUUGAUGUUCUGGCCAACGCCGACACGUCGAAGAUGGCAGUGGCGCUGGCAACAGUGGAUGGCCACCUAUACUCGGCCGGGGACGACCAGGUCGAAUUCUCCAUCCAAUCCAUCUCCAAGGCGUUUGUCUAUGCGCUGGCGAUCCAAGAUGCGGGACUGCCGCGGGUCUUGGAGAAGAUUGGCGUAGAACCGUCCGGCGACGCGUUCAACAAACUGUCGCUGGAGCGCGUCACCAAUCGGCCCAUGAACCCCAUGAUCAACGCCGGCGCCAUCGCCGCGCACUCGUUGGUCGUGGGGCCUGACGCCACGGCAGAGCAGCGAGUCGAGCGUAUAUUGGCGAAACUGUCCAAGCUGGCGGGCCGACAGUUGCAUGUGGACGAAGCCGUGUACGAGGCCGAGUUUAGGGAUGCCAACCGCAACAUGGGCAUCGGUUACAUGCUCAAGGCAGCGGGCAUCAUAAGCUGCGAUCCACGGGAAGCGGUGCGUGGCUAUGUUCGCCAGUGUGCCAUCAACGUCAACGUGCGCGACCUCGCCAUGAUGGCGGCAACCCUCGGCAACGCCGGUGUCCACCCAAUCUCGGGCGAGGAGAUCAUCCCCCACCACAGCGUGCGCCAGGUCCUGUCCGUCAUGACCACUUGCGGCAUGUACGACGCUGCCGGCGACUGGGUCUCCAACGUCGGGAUCCCCGCAAAGAGCGGCGUGGCUGGCGGCAUCAUCGGCGCCCUGCCGGGCCAAGUCGGCCUCGCCGUCUUCUCGCCCAAGCUGGACGCACGCGGCACCAGCGUGCGGGGCGUCAUCAUGUGCGAGCAGCUGUCGCGCGACAUGGGCCUGCACAUGAUGGACGUCAGCCAGAUCGGCAGGGCCACCGUGCGGACCUGGGUCAAGACCAUUUCCGGCGGCACGCUCCAGCCCCACGGGUGCGACCAGAAGGUGGCCGUCUUCGAUCUGCGGGGUGCUGUUCGCUUCGCGGGCGCCGAGCGCCUCACUCAUGCUGUUGCGCGCGAGCUCGGCGACCCCAACCCUGAGGACCCGGGUUCUGGACGGCAUGCGGAUGCCUGUGCGGUCAUUUUCUCGUUCCGCGACGCGUAUUCCCUCAACCAUGUGGCUCAGCGGAUCAUACGGGAAAACAUCCGUCGCUUGCUUACAGGGGAGAGGAAUGUGGUGGUGAUCGAUCCCUCUGGGGUCUUGAAGAUGAAUGGCGAUGAUGCACCCGAAGCCCGUCAACCACGCGUGGUCAGGAACGAAGCAGAGGCGCGUGAGUAUAUCGGAGGUGCGGGUUGUCGGGUCGUGUCAAACAGCGACGAUUGGUGAACUCGUACAAUCUCUGAAAACCCGGCCUCUUUCAGGGGCUAAACAAUGGUAUUCCUCAUGCCUCUGAUCCACGUGCUAUGCGCUAUAUAAUGCCUUCCAAUUACAAUGCAGAUACUGUGCUGAAAAUCUACGGAUACUUUGGCUGAGAAAACGCCUUUGGUCCAAACCAUUUCCCUUUCACGAAGCUACUCCAAUAGAUGCUUGGCUUUGGACAAACUAGUUAGCUUCGCAUUGCAGAACAAGGGCCCGACUUGAUGAAAACUUACAAAGAAAUCCUUCUUCAAGUGGUAAAACGCGCGUCUCGGUUUCUCCUGGCCACCGACAAGGCUUGAGAACGUCUCCUUUGGCACCCCGCCGUACUUGAACUCGCAGAGCAUGAGCUCGUUGUGUCCAGUCAACAGUGGACAGCUCGCAUAGC